AUGGCCAGCCAAGCGCAAGUCAACCCUAAGAGACAGCAGGCAGAGCUGCAGCUCCAGUACACAAAUUACAAAAACACCCUACAACAACUGGCUCAGAAGAUCGGUGACAUCGAGCAGGAGGCUGAGGAGCAUAAGCUUGUUAUCGAGACCCUCGAUCCCCUCCCCAGUGACCGGAAAUGCUUUCGGAUGGUGAACGGUGUCCUGGUUGAGCGGACAGUCGAGGAUGUCCUCCCGUCCCUCAAGACCAACUCGGAUGGGUUGAAGCAGGUUUUGGAGGAGCUCCUGAAGCAGUACAAGACCAAGCAGGCGGACCUGGAUAACUGGAAGAAGAAGAACAACAUCCAGGUUGUACAGCCUUAA
Molecule: messenger RNA, 360 nt
Organism: Aspergillus ibericus CBS 121593
Lineage: Eukaryota; Fungi; Ascomycota; Eurotiomycetes; Eurotiales; Aspergillaceae
Product: putative prefoldin subunit 2
Exons: 4
Coding region: 1-360 (119 amino acids)
Biological process (GO): protein folding
Cellular component (GO): prefoldin complex; cytoplasm
Molecular function (GO): protein folding chaperone
Source: RefSeq, a predicted model, not a curated record